AUGAAUUUUAGAUCAGUAUUCAACAAUUUGAAGGCUACAAGACAUUAUGCCAACAGAGUAACAAGAUACAAUACAACUAAAGGUAAAUCUGGAGUUAGACCACCUUCUUUCCUGUUUGGAAACUUCUCUAAACUAGCAGAUCCUGACAAAAAACAGGUUGAUCAAGCAGCUUUGAGUGUGGAUCGUAUAACAGACUUUCAUGAACUCAAAAUCUUCCCCAGUGUUCGGGUGUCAAUGAUGGAAGAAAUCAAGAGUUGUUAUAACUUCAAAAACACCUACUUGAAGUCGAAAGACGAAGUGGAAAUCAAACCAACUCCUGUUCAAGUUGCUAGUGUCAGAAAGAUUAACAAAUCAAGAAACGUAAAGGUAUCAAAAUUCCAAGAUAGUGAAGACAUAUAUAACGAGAUGAUUGAAAAUUUCAACAACAAACUCAAGGUUUUCACAGUGGCAGCUGAGACCGGAUCAGGAAAGACAUGGGCCUAUUUGUCCGUAAUAUUGAGUAAGUUGAAGGAAGACGAUCUUGCCUCAUUCACAAAGAACCCUGGAGUAUUUGAAGAGUCUCGAAAACUCUCAAAGGUCAGAUCUGUGAUUCUUUUACCUACUAAUGAGUUGGUCGACCAAGUGUCUGAGACUUUGAAUGCAGCCAAUUCAAUUCCUUUGCAUUUACAGAACAAUGUUCCUGAACACAUUUUGAAAGAUACCAAAUAUAAAAGUUUCUUGGAGAUGGAGGAUCAGAAUGGGUUGAGUUUGAAUAUAUUGAAAUGGGGAGCUGGAGAGCCGGCUUCUAAAUUUUUCAACGCUCUAAACAAAACUGUUGACGUGUUGAUCACCACUCCUACCAAGCUUCAAUCUUUGGGGAAACAACAUAGUACUGAAAGUAACCCUUACAGAUACUUGUAUAAUGUGAGCUACUGUGUGGUUGACGAAGCUGAUACUUUGUUUGAUCCUUCAUGGGUCAAUGAUACCACUGCUAUUCUCAGUAAGUUUAGUAAGUGUAAAGAUGUGAUCUUGUGCUCAGCUACUAUGCCCAAGAGGUUUGUCAAGACUGUUGAGAAAUUUUUCGGCAAAAGUGUUAUCAAUGUUAUCACUCCAUCUUUACACAAGGUUCCUAAACAAGUAAAUGUCAAAGUGAUUGAUGCUGAAUUAAGUCCUUUCAAUGGUAGCAAGACCAGAUGUUUAGCUCAAGCUUUAUAUGCCAUUCAAAAGGAUGGGAGCGAGAAGGGAUUUGUCAAGCGGGUAAUUGUGUUUGUGAAUCACAAAAAAGACGUUCUUCCAUUGGUCAGUGUCUUGGCUACCAAGUACCACCAAGAGAAUGAUAGUUUGAUAGGCCUUAGCGGUGAUGACUCUCCUUUGGAGAGAGCCGAAAAAAUUAAGCCAUUUAUCCAUCAUGCUGAAUCGUUGGAAAACCCUGAUGACGAUCUGAGACUUCAAGUUUUGGUCACAACCGACUUGUUUGCAAGGGGAGUGAACUUCCUGGCAGUUAAGAAUGUCAUUUUAAUGGAUUUCCCCAACAAUUCGGUGGACUUAAUCCAUAGGAUGGGUAGAACAGGAAGAAUGAAGCAAAGUGGAAGAGUAUUUAUCAUCACCGAUAAAAAGUCUAGAAAAUCGUGGAUCAAAAGUUUACCUAAUGCCACUAAGCAGGGAAUAAGAAUCGGCUAA
This is a messenger RNA of Yamadazyma tenuis ATCC 10573, 1659 nucleotides long. It is a transcript of the gene MRH4, whose product is annotated as ATP-dependent RNA helicase. The record is from RefSeq and is a predicted model, not a curated record. Gene Ontology annotation, molecular function: ATP binding; nucleic acid binding. Lineage: Eukaryota; Fungi; Ascomycota; Pichiomycetes; Serinales; Debaryomycetaceae. Gene Ontology annotation, cellular component: mitochondrion. Gene Ontology annotation, biological process: mitochondrial large ribosomal subunit assembly.